GCCGGCACAUGACGUAGGGUAAGUUCCUGCUGUGGCUUGAGGGAAACAGGUCGACAUUCAACCACGGGAGAAUCGCACUUUGCGGCCUGUGGAAGCCCCCCCCUCCCCUCCCUGAGCGAUGGCCUCACCAAUCUCUAUGUACAACUCCAAUGCCUUGGACACUCACAUCUCCAGUACCUCCAGAGAGUCUUUGAAGAUGGAGUUGUUAGCUGAUGUCACCCUGCUGCCAGGAGAGGAGAGGAUCAUCGAUAAAGACAUCAUCUACAUUUGUCCGUUCAGCGGUGCCGUAAAAGGCAAAGUGUUGAUCACCAACUACAGACUCUACUUCAGGAGUUCGGAUUCUGAUGUGACAGUGACACUGGACGUUCCUCUGGGUGCCAUCAGUCGGGUCGAGAAAAUGGGUGGGGCAUCGAGUAGAGGAGAGAACUCUUACGGCCUGGACAUCACCUGCAAGGACAUGAGGAACCUGAGGUUUGCCCUCAAGCAGGAGGGUCACAGCAGACGAGACAUCUUUGAGCUCCUCUUCAAGCAUGCCUUCCCUGUCUCACAUGGCCUGCCUCUGUUUGCAUACGUGACUCAGGAGAAGUACGAGGAGAAUGGCUGGAAUAUUUAUAAACCCAUAGAAGAGUUCAGACGGCAGGGCUUACCGAAUAACAAGUGGCGCAUUACUUUCAUCAAUAAAAGCUAUGAACUGUGUGACACCUACCCCACUGUGUUGGCUGUGCCCUUUAAGUGUAAAGAAGAGGACCUGCGGAGAGUUGCUUCCUUCAGGUCCAGAGCACGCAUACCAGUGCUGUCAUGGAUCCACAGGGAGAACCAGGCAGUGAUUGCACGCUGCAGCCAGCCUUUGGUCGGCAUGUCUGGGAAAAGGAACAAGGACGACGAGCGCUACCUGGACCUGAUCAGGGAAGCCAACGACACCACCAAGUUGACCAUCUUCGAUGCUCGUCCCAACGUCAACGCUGUGGCCAACAAGGCCACAGGGGGUGGCUAUGAAGGCGAUGAGUACCAAAACGCAGAACUCGUAUUCCUCGACAUCCAGAACAUCCAUGUCAUGCGAGAAUCCUUGAAGAAACUAAAAGACAUAGUGUAUCCCAAUGUAGAGGAAUCUCAUUGGCUGUCAAGUCUAGAGUCCACACACUGGCUAGAACAUGUAAAGUUGGUGUUAUCAGGAGCCAUCCAAGUAGCAGACAAAGUAUCCAGUGGGAACUCUGUGGUGGUCCACUGCAGCGACGGCUGGGACAGAACGGCUCAGCUCACCUCUCUGGCCAUGCUCAUGCUAGACAGCCACUACCGUACUCUGAAAGGCUUACAGGUGCUCAUUGAAAAGGAAUGGAUCAGCUUUGGACACAAGUUUGCUUCAAGAAUAGGUCAUGGUGAUAAGAACCACGCUGAUCAGGACAGAUCGCCCAUCUUUGUCCAGUUCAUCGACUGUGUGUGGCAAAUGACUAAACAGUUCCCAACAGCCUUUGAGUUCAAUGAGCGCCUCCUGCUGACCAUCCUGGAUCAUCUAUACAGCUGCCGCUUUGGCACGUUCCUCUACAACUGUGAGAGUGCGCGAGACCAGAAUGGGGUGAGGUUGAAAACGGUGUCCUUGUGGUCCUUGAUCAACAGUAAGACAGACAUUUAUUUAAACCCUUUCUACACGCCUGAGUCAGGCAGGGUCCUCUACCCUGUUGCCAGCAUGCGCCACCUAGAGCUUUGGGUCACAUAUUACAUCCGCUGGAACCCGCGCAUUCGACAACAGCAGCAGAGUCCAGUAGAGCAGCGCUACUUGGAGCUAUUAGCCCUGCGGGACGAGUACAUCAAGAAGCUGGAGGAGCUUCAGCUAUCAGACUCCACCCCCUCCCGCUUGGCUAACAGCUCCACCCCCAACACGUCGUCAUCGUCCUCUUCCCCCACGCCGUCACAGCAGUACACACACCUACACACUCCCUUCUGAG
This is a messenger RNA of Doryrhamphus excisus (bluestripe pipefish), 1943 nucleotides long. RefSeq names its product myotubularin 1 (gene mtm1). Gene Ontology annotation, cellular component: membrane; cytoplasm. NCBI's taxonomy places the organism in Eukaryota, Metazoa, Chordata, Actinopteri, Syngnathiformes, Syngnathidae. Gene Ontology annotation, biological process: mitochondrion distribution; muscle cell cellular homeostasis; phosphatidylinositol dephosphorylation. The record is from RefSeq and is a predicted model, not a curated record. Gene Ontology annotation, molecular function: phosphatidylinositol-3,5-bisphosphate 3-phosphatase activity; phosphatidylinositol-3-phosphate phosphatase activity.